AUGAUUGAAGCUGGUUUGAGUCCUAAUCUUUACACAUUUACAUCUUCGAUUCUUGGUCACACUAGAAAACACGACAAGGAUGCAGCUUCUCUGGUUCUUAAAGAGAUGGUCGAUCAUACGUGUGGAGGACGCUAUGAGGAUCUCAUAUUCGGAUUUUGUGAAAUUGGGAAUAUGGAGAUAGCAAAUAAGUUGUUGGAUCAGAUGCUUAAAGAAGAAGAAACUCCGAGUGAUUAUCUGUUUAUUGUUGAUGCAGUGCUGACCGAGGUUUAG
Microthlaspi erraticum is the source of this 270-nucleotide messenger RNA. The record is from the annotation of a GenBank genome assembly. NCBI's taxonomy places the organism in Eukaryota, Viridiplantae, Streptophyta, Magnoliopsida, Brassicales, Brassicaceae.